This is a messenger RNA of Geodia barretti, 986 nucleotides long. NCBI's taxonomy places the organism in Eukaryota, Metazoa, Porifera, Demospongiae, Tetractinellida, Geodiidae. The record is from the annotation of a GenBank genome assembly.
AUGGCGGCUCCUGUCUUGACAGAGGAUUACGUGGAGGCUUUGACGAGGCGUGUGGACGCUCUGGAAAAGAAGCUUCUUUCCCAGGAUGGCGCUCUCCCCGUGAUACCGCUGACCACCGCCGUGAGGGAGCUGGGGCGGAAACUGGACACACUCGCUGGUCGCGAGAAGGGAGAAGAGAGUCUCAAGAUGACUGAAGGUGCCAAGGUCGAGCUGCUGUGUGGAGAGGUGGAGCAACUUAGAAAGUUCACUGACAGAAUGGAAGAGGUCCACCAACUGAAAGACUACAUCAACUCCACCGAGUGCCAAGGUCUGGAGACACACGAGAAGAAGCUGGCGACAGUCUCAGCCACUCACCUGGAGCAGGAGGCCAGAGUCGCGGAGCUGACUCAACAGACCCACACUCUAAUGGACGGCUACCGUAGAGUAAUGUUGCAGCUGAGUGCUCAGUGCGUCCAGUGGGACGAGGCGCUGGGGGAGCGGGAAACAGCCAAGACUUAGAGAUUUUUUAAAACCAUCAACAGGUUAAUUAAGUGUAUAUACACCAAUCAUGGAUUUUUGAAUCUCCAAUAAAUUUUGUAUAUAGAAUUGACAAAAUUUUUGUAAGGACGUGCUUGUAUUAAGACCGACAAGUUGUGCUGAACAUCGAAUAGUAAUGACGUGGGAUAUGCAAUGUGUGGGUAUUAUAACUACUAUACAGUUUACUACAUCUGGCAAGAGCCGAGAUAGCGGGGAAAUGGGAUGACAUCGCGAAUGUCGGCCACUCCGAGGAAGGCCUGGAGAAGACGCUCGAACCCGAGUCCAAACCCUCCGUGUGGCACGGUUCCAAACCGCCUCAGGUCCAGAUACCUGGGAUCACCACUCACACUGGUAUUACAUAACGCGGUGUAAUCAGGGACUUACCACUGAUACUUCUCCAACAACCCUAGCCUUCAGUAGAAAAAAUGGAGGGAUGAAAAAACAAGUAGAUCAGCACAUAGGCUGCACAU